Messenger RNA from Marmota monax (woodchuck), 3050 nucleotides. RefSeq names its product HEAT repeat containing 3 (gene Heatr3). NCBI's taxonomy places the organism in Eukaryota, Metazoa, Chordata, Mammalia, Rodentia, Sciuridae. Bases 179 to 2293 code for a protein of 704 amino acids. The record is from RefSeq and is a predicted model, not a curated record. The transcript is spliced from 16 exons. Gene Ontology annotation, biological process: protein import into nucleus; ribosomal large subunit biogenesis.
CGCCGCCAACGCGACGCACGCAUGCGCGCUCCUUCUCCAUGUGUGCUCGGGCCGUCACCCGGCCCAGCUAAGCAGAACACGAAUACCCCUCAGCGACGAGGCCUUAUCACGAGCUCCGCAGCCCCCACAGUCUGCUGUUGCCUUCCUUUCUCGGUCCAUCCCCACAGCGCGCGUCGCCAUGGGAAAGAGUCGGACGAAACGCUUCAAGCGACCUCAGUUCUCUCCCACCGGCAACUGUCAGGCCGAGGCGGCAGCAGCAGAGAACGGAGAAGAAGAUGACGACGGGCCAGAGGCGGAGCUGCUGGAAAAGCUCCAGCACCCGACCGCCGAGGUUCGCGAGUGCGCCUGCGCGGGGCUGGCCCGGCUGGUGCAGCAGAAGCCGGUGCUCCCGGCUCUGGCUCGCCGCGAUGCUGUGCGCCGACUCGGGCCGCUGCUGCUCGACCCCAGCCUGGCUGUUAGGGAGACGGCGGCCGGCGCGCUGAGAAACUUCAGUGCUUGUGGAGGCUUUGAAAUUUGCGAUGACAUGGUAACUAAGGACGUCAUGACUCCUCUGGUGGCACUACUAAAAGAGUGUAGUGCUGGACUGGACUCAAAUGAGAUGUCUCCACAGGAGAAAAAAGAUCAGAGCAAAAAUUCUAUUGAGAACAUAGCCAAUGAGGCUGUGAACGUGCUGUGGAAUAUAUGUGAAUGCAGUAGUAGAGCAGUAUCUAUAUUCAACAAAGAAGGGUGUUUGGAGAUUGUAUUAAAGUAUUUAAGUAGGUUUUCCACCAAUGUUGACCUGGCUAUUUCAGUAGCACACUGUUUGCAGACAGUGACUGAAGAUAACCCAGAGCUCCUGAAAUCUUUCAGUGCUACAGCGUUGCAGGUGCUGGAAUCGGCAAUGCUCUGUCCUGUCAGUUCCAUGGAAUACAUUCUAUUAAAGACAUUGGUAGCAGGGUCUUGCUACGGUACCCAGGCUGGCCUCAAACUUGCUGUUGUCUUGCCUCAGCAGGAGUGCACCACCACAUCCAGCUGCACAAUCUGGAAUCUGAAGGACGUCAUUCCGUCUAAGAGUCAGGCAGAGAUCAUAAAUGCCAUACUAAAGAUCUUAUCCGAAGUCUUGGAAAUGGAUGCUGGCGAAAUAGUUAUUCAGAUGAAAGAGGCUGAAACUCAGAGAUUAAAGACUGCGGCAGAGACUGAGGAAAUGUUAAAGAAUGUUAAUGGUGAUGAUUUGAUUGAAGACGUUGAAAUGGAAGAAAUUCCUCACAAAAGAAAAGUCAGAAGGAAAAAUUUUGUUUCCGAUUUACUUCCACCCACUGACAAGGAACUGAGAGAAACCAUAGCAGUGCUGACAGCUCAGCAGACGGCUCUGGAAAUUGUCGUCAACAUGUGCUUCAGUGAAGAUCCCUCUGACGACGAGUGGGAAGAGCUGUCCAGCAGUGACGAGAGCGAUGCGUGCAUGGAAAACCCCUUCAGUGAGUGUGGGGGACAGCUGCUGUCCCCACUCUGCCUCUCCCAUGAGACUCACUCCGCUCUCACCAACUGCUUCAUCCCACAGAAGGUUUUUGAGAAAACUGCCUCCCCAAACAAUGUUGCACUUGACAUAUGUUCAAGGAAUCCUACGUGGAAACCUUUGAUUAGAAAAAUGAACACUAUUCAGUGUAGAGCCCUCGUGUGUCUUCAGAGUCUGGUGUCACUCCUGGAUGUGGACCAUCUGGGAGGAGUUCCAGCCCUCCAAACACUCGCACAGCACCUGUCACAACUUCUUUUUUCUCAGCCAGAUUUUGCUAAACACGAUGACUUUCUGGAAGCCAUAAGUGGUGCCUUGCGGGCCCUUUUACAAACAAUGGCCUCCAAAAACAUUUCUCAGUGCAUGACACCUGAUCAGCUGAUGUCGUUCUGCAAGGCAGGCAUUCACAGUAGCAACAUCGGGGUCAGAGUGAAUGUCGUUAGCAUUUUAGGAAUCACAGGCAGUGUCCUCGCCAAAGAAGCUGGUACACUUGAAACUCUUAAGACCACUGGGCACUUUCUGCUUGAGGUAGCCACCAAAGAUCCCUCCCUUGUGGUAGCAGGAGAAGCUUUGGAUGCUCUCUUUGAUGUUUUUGCAGAUGGUGAAGAAGCUGAAAAAGCCUCGGUUCAAAUUAAAUUGUUAUCAGCUCUGAAAGAGUUCCAGCCAGUCUUCAAGAUGAAGAUACGAAAAGAAGGGAGAGGUAAAUACAGUCCAGAUCAGCUAUGUGUUCUCGACAAUGUGAAGAUGAAUUUGAGAAGGUUUGUUGCUUAUCAAGAAACUGUUGAGAAAAGACUAACUUCUUGAACCACGGGAAGAGAGAUCCGGGCUAGAGGAUGGAGCUCCGUGGAGAGCACUCGCUUAGAUGUGCAAGGCCCUGGGUCCCUCUCUCCACUGCAAAGAAGAGAGACAGGGAACGACAAGUUCUUCCCCAAAGUAUUUUUGGCUGAGAAUACUAAAGGGAUUCCUUUAUAUGUUUCUUAGAGGCCUUUUUUAAUGCCUUUAUUCUGAACAUUAAUUUGAGGUUCAUAAAAACUUCAAAUCCUGUCAGAAACUCCUGGUUAAGCCUUGAGAUCCCCGAGCAUUUCUGAUGUGAUCACUGUUGUCCCCAGUGUGUUGUCAUCACUCAAAACAAAACAUGGAAAUGCAGCUCAGCCUCAGGUAGUUCUUAACUACUGUGUGAACAGGAACGAAACCUCAAUAUCAUUGUCCUUGAAUUUUGCAAGAAAGGAAAGCCCAGAUCAUUGCUUGGGUACUUUAUUAAAGCCUGUAUCACUUUAUAUUAGCUGAAUCUAUAACUGAAAUAUGAAGACAAACUUUGCAAAGUAUUUUUUUGGUAUGAAGUAGUAUGUACCAAUUAUGAACUUUUAUGAAGAAAUUAAUGAAUUGAGUUUGUAUGUUACCCUCCAAAGAUUGUACUGAUGAGCUAAAUGAGGUGAUCGCCUUCCUCUUAAACAGGAAGGUCUGAUCAGCUAUUGUUUUGUAACACUGCCCCUUGAUUUAAUUUGAUAUAGAAUGAGAACUGGUAGAAAAUAUUUUUGAAUAAAUGACUUUUUAAUUGAAA